GUUUAAGUUCACACAGGUCAUACACUGAAACAAAAUGAAAGUAGAUAAAGUGGGAAUUCCACACCUGUAAAUACCCACAUCAAUAUUUAGCAAUGGCCUCUCCUAGUAUAACACCCCAAAUUGAAACAGGUAUACAGCAUAUGUCAGAGUCUGUGUUUGUGGGACUGUGUCAUACUGUGGGGACCUCACAACAGGUGGCAAUGCGGAGAGAUGUGACAGACAUUCAUGAGAUGGUGACAAAUAAAGCAAAAACAAGUAACGAGUACACAGUGAUGUUGAGUGGAAGUGACAGAGAAGGUUUCAGAAUGAAGGGAUCUGAUGUGGAUUCUAUGUUUUGGUUCAACAACCACCGAGUGAUCUGGGACUUAUCUCAGACCCAGUUUUACAAUGUGCACAGACAAUUCCUGAUUCUCUCUGUCUCUUCUGAAAGUCCACCCGGAUUUACUUUACUUCGGUUACUGACACCAAGAGCAAAUAGCAGAGUUAUCUCAGCAUUAGUCACAAUGAAUGGUGGACGUUAUAUAUCUAGUUCUAAAUACAGAGACAUCACAUGUUCUCUUAUAACUCCCAACUCUACAAUACAUGGUCCAUGUGCCAGUGGAAGUGAAGGGACAUUCGAAUAUGAUUAUGCCCAUUGUUUUGCUUGUGACUUUUGGCCUCCAUCUGCCUCCUCAUGGAUAGACAGAUGUCACACAUGGCCUCAGCCACAGGUUGUUAGGGACAUAGCCAGAAGUGGAUGUCACUUUGUAGCAAUAGGACACAAAUUAGGAAAUCAUGAAAGCAAUGAAUGGAGAAUUUCAUUUUCUCUGGCAGAACAAAAACUUGUGUACUCAAUGAACCACUGUCAAUUCUUAACUUACGGUUUGCUGAAAUUGUUCUUAAAAGAAGUCAUUAACAAUGGAUUAGGUGAUAAUGAGAAAUUACUGUGUUCCUAUCACAUGAAGACAGCAGUUUUCUGGAUGAUGCAACGAAACACAAUACCUAAGUGGUGUCCACAGAAUAUCCUGAAAUGUUUCUGGUACUGCUUUAAACUCAUCCUUAAAUGGGUAUAUGAUGGAGUCUGUCCUAACUUUUUCAUUCCAGAAAACAAUAUGUUUCUCAGUAAUAUCCAUGGUGAAGCACAAAACAGAUUAUUUGUUCGACUGUUUGGCUUUUAUGAAAAAGGUUUAGCAUCCUUGCUACACAGUCCCUCCCUCAGGUCUUGUAUCAUGAAUGUCCUUUAUAACCCCAGACUCAGUAUUUGUACUGAUGAACACACUCUGGUAUCUGAGAUCGAGUUUGAUAAAGAAAUGUUCAGUGAGAUGUAUGUAAAAAAUUCAAUACCCUCAUCAGACCUCUACCUCAUUAUGAAGCACUUCAACACAGUAGAACAGUUAACAGUCUCACCCCUCCCACAGUAUCAAGUUGUCAUGUUACAGGUACUUACAGCCUCCUUCCUUUACGUUGCUGCUUUUACAUUACAAAACAUGUACAAGAACACCACUGAAAACAAGUUGAUGUAUAUUGCUGACAGAAUGUCCUGUCACAUGUUGAAACUCACAGCCAAGUUUGGGUGUAUUUCUGACAGGUUGUACACUGCAAUGUAUUAUUACAAGACACUCAGAUACACAGAAGCUUUGUCUGUGAUAGAGAUGACAAAGGUCAACUUAGCUCAGCCACAUGUGAUGUAUAACGGGACAGUAGACACAGAGAGGUAUAGUGAGGCUGUAGGGGGACAGUCCUGGUCUACAAAGUUAAAACAUGCUGUAGCAUGGACUAUCAAAUUAGACAACAGAAUCAUUUAUAUCAAUGAAUUAAUGAAAGAGCAGAUGGUUUCCUUACAGAACCAUGAACUUAAAUUGUCCAUCCCACCCCUAGUUGUGUUACACAUGCUGGAGUUCCUGUGUUACAGACAUACUGACACAAUAAGAGCACAAACAGCUCUUAAUGAUCUACAGGUCCUAGUUCACCAUGAUCAGGAGGUGUAUGUACCACAACUACUAAGAGACAUAUCAUGGCAGAUCCUGGGUAUCUGUCAACAGAUCUCAGGGAACCUCCAGGCUGCUCUAUACUCCUACCAACAAUCACUCAGACAAUAUCCAUUCCAUAAAAUACAAAGUGCUACGCUAAUGAGAAUAGAAGAACUCGGAUAAGUACAAUGUUGUACAUUUGAAUAGUUCAUGCUCCUUUAACUAAUGAAUUAUUUAUGGCCAGCAAACUUCAUCAGUGAAUUAAGGAUGGAAUCUUCUCAUAUUUACUGGAUGCAUUAAAAUGUGAUAUUUUGCAUGUAUAUAUUUGAAAACAUGUACAUUCUUUUCAUUUAUAACCAUUCAGGUGUUGAGGUUCUUAAUUUUGUGUCCAGAUCAAUUCAAAGUCAUGUUGUUUUUUUAUUGCCAGGCUGUCCAACACUCUCUGUAACAAAAAUAAGGGCUAAUUUUAGGGCUAAAAUUACAAAAAUUUAGGGCUAUAAUUAGGAUUUUCAUAACUAAAUUGGGGCAGUUUUAGACAUUUAAAUGGUCUUACUUUCGAACUUUUGGCAAUUAAGACACUCACAAAAAUACUCUCCGUGCAGGAAGGGCGUCUUCCAGUUAUUAUUGGUUAUAACCUUAAUAGUUACAUCUUUGUCACAAAUUCACAAGCUAUUAUAACAGUUUGACACAUGGAUUCACUGGUCAUAUUUAGUUUGAAUGCAUUUUCAAAAUUGCUAGAGUAGAAAUAUACUUUUGAAAAAUAGGAAUUGAUGGAGAAAUUAGUCUUUUUUAGGACUUCCCCUUGAAUUUAACAUUUUUUGAAGGAAUUUUAGGGCCACUGGACAGCCUGUAAUUGCAUUAAAUAUGUCGUUGUCCCAGAAGGGACUAACACUCUCAUGGGCACACUCGACCCAGAUCAUCAUAUAGUAGCUAGGAGGAACAGCUUUUGUGGAGUAAAGCAUAUCUCCCCUUUAUAAAACACAUGUUGUUUGUUCAUAAAUUUAAUAAAAAUAAAUACAUAGUA
Molecule: messenger RNA, 2973 nt
Organism: Ostrea edulis (European flat oyster)
Lineage: Eukaryota; Metazoa; Mollusca; Bivalvia; Ostreida; Ostreidae
Exons: 2
Coding region: 93-2132 (679 amino acids)
Source: RefSeq, a predicted model, not a curated record